Molecule: messenger RNA, 2955 nt
Organism: Annulohypoxylon truncatum
Lineage: Eukaryota; Fungi; Ascomycota; Sordariomycetes; Xylariales; Hypoxylaceae
Exons: 3
Coding region: 1-2955 (984 amino acids)
Biological process (GO): proteolysis
Molecular function (GO): metalloexopeptidase activity
Source: RefSeq, a predicted model, not a curated record
AUGGCUGUGUCAAAUCCAGUUGCAUUCAAGCCAUUUCCAGUAACCUUCUGGACCACGGUUACCUACAUUGCUCUUCUCGUUCCCUUACUCGUCAUCCACGAAACAGUUCCGCCUCCUCCGAGCAAUCCGACGUUGUACUCCGGUCUAAACCUCACCAAGUCAUGGCUCGACUUAACCGUGAUUUCGCGCGAUUACCACCCGUUCAAUAGCCGAAAGAAUGACGAGAUACAUGAUUGGCUGUUGUUGGAAUUGGAGGAGAUUAAGAAGCGAAACGGGGCCAACGACUCGAGCGUGGUGGUACUAGCGGAUAACGUUUCCAAUAUCACGACUGCUAACGCCAUAUUUGGAGCAUCGACUCCAUCCGGCACAUAUUUCGAGGGCACAAACGUGGUGGUAUACAUCCGUGGAAAAGAUGAUCCACGUGGACGAUGGUGGGAGGACGGCGCCGUAUACUCUGACAAGAUCGUGGGCAAAGGGGGAGUGUUGAUAAAUGCCCAUUACGAUUCUGUUGCGUCUGGAUUUGGGGCGACCGACGCUGGAAUGGGCUGCGUCACCUUGAUAGCUCUUGUCGACUACUUUUCCCGGCCAGAAAACCAACCUCAGAGAGGUAUCGUUGCCUUGUUCAACAACAACGAGGAAGAUGGGCUGUGGGGUGCACAAGCGUUCGCGAAUAAUCCCCUCCUACCCUUCUGUCAUACCUUCCUGAAUCUUGAGGGUGCCGGCGCCGGCGGUCGUGCUAUGCUGCUUCGCGCGACCGACGCUCAAGUGGCCAAUGCCUAUAAAGGCACUGAGAGUCCGUUUGGCACUGUUAUCUCAUCCGACGCAUUUGGUCUGGGAGCUAUAAGAAGUAAUACUGACUACAUAGUCUUCGAUGGAGUCUACGGUAUACGAGGGUUAGACGUGACGUUUUAUCGACCUCGUGCUAGGUAUCAUACUAACCAAGAUGAUGCUAAACAUGCAUCGAGAGCUAGCCUCUGGCACAUGCUUAGUGCCUCACUACACACAAUGCAGGGCCUAUCAGGCGAUACUGGCCGAACUUUCAUCGGAGAACGUGCAGAUGGCGAUCGAAAAAAGAUAUGGAAUGGUAAAGGAACUGACGGUGUUUGGUUCGACCUAUUCGGAAAGGGGUUCGCUCUUUUCGACCUUCACACCUUGUUUGCUUGGUCUCUAACUUUGCUGAUCGCCACACCCCUAAUACUCCUUGGCUUGACAUAUAUCCUGAUACGUAGCGACAAAUACUACUUCUUCUCAGCAAGGCGGUCUGCUUAUGAAGGGUCCGACCUAGACCCCGUUAUGUUAGGUGGCCGAAAGGGCUUAUUCAGGUUUCCAUUCGCCUUCGUCGUCGCAGGAGCACUGGUCGUGGGGUCAGCGUAUCUGGUCACCAAGAUCAACCCGUUGGUCAUAUACAGCAAUGAAUACACCGUGUGGGCUAUGAUGAUAUCUCUCUUCUACUUCGUCUUCUGGACCAUCAUGGCGGGAGCAAACUUUGCCCGGCCUAGCGCUCUCCACCGAGGCUACUCCAUUUUCUGGCUAUUCACCAUUGCAUGGGGAGUUCUGGUCGCGAAUACCGUUUUCGAGGACCGCUUUAGAAUCGCGGGCGGAUACAUAUUCGUGUUCUUCCAUGCUGCUGCUUUUAUUGCUUCUUUCAUCUCACUCUGCGAAUUAUUUGCCUUGCCUACUAAGGCAGCGUUUGCACAACGAGUACAUGACGACCACGAGAUCAGGGACCAUCUCGCUGCAGUGCCACACGCCGACGACCUUGUCUCGCCAAGUCACGGCGAGCAUGAUAUUGAGGACGAGGACGACGACGAAGAUGAAGUCGAAUCACCAGCGACAGAGACAACACCUCUUGUUGGAGGGGGAUCUGGAGAAACCCGCCGAACCACAUUUGCUACGACAUAUCGGCGUUCCAUAUCAGCCAUAGUGAACAAGGCGACGUCAGAUGAGGGUGCUAAAGGCCAGCCGUACGUAUACGAGCAAAAAUGGUCAGCAAACCUCCCCAGUUGGGUGUGGGCCAUUCAAUUCCUUAUCCUAGGCCCAUUCUUAAUCAUUUUAGCUGGCCAGAACGGUCUGAUGUUGGUUUCCGCUGUUUCGCAGACAGGUGCUGAUGGCUCAAGUCUUCUCGUUCCAUAUCUUAUCACUGCAUUCUUUAGCAUUUUCUUACUCUUGCCGAUCACCCCAUUCAUGCAUCGCAUCACCCACCACGUGCCCAUGGUGUUACUUGGAGUAUUCGUCGCGACCUUGAUCUACAAUCUAGCUGUCUUUCCUUUUUCCGAAGGCAGCAGAUACAAAAUCUAUUUCCAACAGACCAUCGAUCUUGAUACCGGUUUCACCAAGGUCAAUUACGUUGGAUUACAAGAAUUUGUCGAACGGACGAUUGCCGAGUUACCAUCUGCUACGGGCAAAGACCUUGAGUGCACCACAAAAGGAGGUCUGCGCCCUGGCUUAACCACUUGUUCUUACGAUGGUUCAGAUGUUCCCCCAAAUGUGGUCAAGACGAAUCCCAACGGAAUCCCGCCAGAAAAUGGCUUCAGUAGCUGGUUGAAUUUCAAUAUCACCAGGACUGGGGAUGAGACUAGGGCCAGAUUUGAGAUCGAUGCGAAAGAUAGCAGAUCAUGUGCAAUUACUUUCAAGAAGCCUAUCUCUUCCUUUGUGGUUCAUAGUAACCCUCCUGACGAAAGGUUUGGCAACAUACCAGAAGGGGGUCUGACCAAGAUAAAGCUCUAUCGUCGAGACUGGACUACGCCGUGGAACGUUGACGUGGAGUGGGAGAAAGAUGCAGAUGCAGAUGCAAUCACUGGAAUCGACGGUCGUGUUCUAUGCAGCUGGGACGACGUAAACACCCCUGGAACAAUUCCCGCAUACGACGAAGGACUUAAGUACGCCCCGCGUUGGGUAGCUCUUUCGAAGUUAACAUCGGGCCUAUGCGAAGGGAGCAAGGCAUUCAAAGCAUGA